This is a messenger RNA of Salvia miltiorrhiza (redroot sage), 2019 nucleotides long. RefSeq names its product protein TIC 55, chloroplastic-like. Gene Ontology annotation, biological process: protein targeting to chloroplast. Bases 235 to 1863 code for a protein of 542 amino acids. Gene Ontology annotation, molecular function: 2 iron, 2 sulfur cluster binding; chlorophyllide a oxygenase activity. The record is from RefSeq and is a predicted model, not a curated record. The transcript is spliced from 3 exons. Lineage: Eukaryota; Viridiplantae; Streptophyta; Magnoliopsida; Lamiales; Lamiaceae. Gene Ontology annotation, cellular component: chloroplast.
AGAUCCGAUCGCGGUAAAGUCCAGGAACACGUAAGCAUGAAAACAACCGGUCUAAACUCAACGAGCCUCUCGUAAUUUUCCAAAGAAAGAAAGUUGGUGUUACGUUGAAGACUAUGGUGUCCAUUGUUGUGUGGCCACAAACACUGCACCAACUCAACAAGUUAAUCACCUCUUUCUAACUUCUACAAUGCUCUCUUCUCUUCCAACCUCAAACAACUUCGUCCAUUUCCGCGAAUGGCUCUUCUACAGUUGCAGCCUAUAUUCGCUGCUACUCUUCCGUCUCAGCUCGAGAAGCUCCCCAGGAAAACAAGGCUAGCAUUGUCUACCCAAAGACACUCCAAUCCCCGUCACCAUCAACUGAAGAGGAAUCUCCAGAAACUGAGCGCGGUCGCCGAGGAAAUCUCGGCUGCGGCGGGCGAUGAGAGCGUGAUUCGGGAGGAUGAAGCUGUGGAGCACAAGGAAUCAUCGGCGAGAUACGAUUGGACCGAGGAAUGGUAUCCGCUCUACCUCACCAAGCAAGUGCCCGACGACGCGCCGCUAGGGCUCACGGUCUUCGACAAGCAGGUCGUGUUGUUCAAAGACGGCGAUGGAGUAAUUAGGUGUUACGAAGAUCGUUGCCCCCACAGGCUAGCAAAGUUGUCUGAGGGCCAACUCUAUGAUGGGAGAUUGGAGUGUUUGUACCAUGGCUGGCAAUUUGAAGGAAAUGGUAAAUGUGUGAAGAUACCUCAGCUCUCAGAAGGUGCAAAAAUCCCAGCAUCGGCUUGUGUGAGAACCUACGAGGUCAAGGAUUCACAAGGCGUGAUAUGGAUUUGGAUGUCGCAUAAGACGCCUCCGAUUCUCGAAAAAAUCCCUUGGUUUGAGAAUUUCGAUAGACCAGGUUUUCGAGAUAUCUCAACCAUCCACGAGCUCCCCUAUGAUCAUUCCAUUCUUCUAGAGAACCUCAUGGAUCCUGCUCAUGUUCCUAUCUCACACGACAGAACGGAUUUUACUGCUAAAAGGGAGGAUGCCGCUGCGCUGUUUUUUGAGGUGUUGGAAAGAACUGAUCGAGGCUUUGCAGGCCAUUGGGGUAGAGAGAAAGAUCGGUCAAUGCCAGACUACUCACCCAACUCUCUGAGGUUUGAGGCGCCUUGUGUGCUUCAGAACAACCGAGAAAUCGUUGACAAGAAUGGCGAGAGGCACUACUUCUCGGGGCUGUUCCUCUGCAGGCCGUCUGGACAGGGGAAGUCGAUGCUUAUAGUUAGGUUUGGGAAUUCGAGAAAGCCACCACUACUUGUGAAAGUGCUUCCUCAGUGGUACAUGCAUCAGAAUGCUUGCAAGGUAUUCGAGCAAGACAUGGGGUUCCUUUCGUCUCAGAACGAAAUCCUUAUGAAGGAGAAAGUUCCAACGAGGAAGCUUUACAUCAAUUUGAGGUCCUCUGAUGUUUGGGUGUCCGAGUACAGGAAAUGGAUGGACAAAGUGGGGCAUGGAAUGCCUUACUACUUCGGGCAUAGCUCGAUUUCUCUACCAGAGAAUCCAGCAGUAGUUGAGCAUGCUCCGGCCGGAUUUGUUGCCAGUUUUUCAGCCUCUCAGCCGGCUAAGGGCGGCGUUGGGACAAUGGAGGCGCCAAACCCUGCCAACAGAUACUUCCGGCACGUGGUCCAUUGCAAGGGAUGCAUGAGCGUCGUGAAAUCUUGUCAUGCGUGGAAGAGAGCUCUCUCCAUUGCUGCUGCUGUAUCCACGGCCUUGGCGAUCCUUGUAUCUGGGAGGCAGUGGAAGGCGCUGUUCUUGCUCUCGACUGCAGUUCUGUUGGCCGGGGUACAAAUCUGCUCGACUAUUGUUGCGAUGAACACGACCAACUUCAUCAGAACGCACAGAAGGAUGUGAUCCAGGAGAGUAAAUUAUAAGGUUUCAUUCCUUACGAAACUUUUUAAGUAUGUUGUACUGAUUUGCUCAUUCCUGAGUAAGCAUGUAGUGCUUUUAAGGUUGAAGUUUCUGUUACAUAUUGUUCAUGGAAAUAUAUUUGAAGGUUACUAUUUCAAA